Molecule: messenger RNA, 1457 nt
Organism: Haliotis rufescens (red abalone)
Lineage: Eukaryota; Metazoa; Mollusca; Gastropoda; Lepetellida; Haliotidae
Product: apoptosis regulatory protein Siva-like
Exons: 4
Coding region: 80-793 (237 amino acids)
Biological process (GO): extrinsic apoptotic signaling pathway
Molecular function (GO): CD27 receptor binding
Source: RefSeq, a predicted model, not a curated record
UCGGAAAUGCUGUUAUUUCCCGCGAAACUGUCAACAACAAAGUCUCGACUCGGUUGUUCAGUUGGUGUACGUUUUCAGCAUGCCCAAGCGAUCUAACCCGUUUGGUGAACAGUCACCCCUGCAGCUUAAAACUCAUGUUGGUCAAAAGGAGGUGGAUCUUGGCGUUGCACAAGACGAACUCAUGAAGUCUGUAUACGAGAAAACCAGAGACAUAUUGUUCAAAGGAUCCCAAAAAGCUUUCACUAAAGAGGUUGUCUUUGAUGCCAAUGACAACAUGAUGUGGCAGGCCUCGGGAGAACCGACAUCAUCACGCAGCCUGCUGCCAGGUCAGAUGUGCCUUGACCAGUGUGGUCAUCUGACCACGCCUGCAGCAAAAAGUGAAGAGACGGAGAUGCGCAUGACGGCAGACGAGGAUAUGGCAGUGGGAAUGACCGAGUGCGGAGAUGCUGGGUCACGCCUUCCGGGUCAGCUGUGUCUUGACCACAAUGGUCAGCUGGUCUCAUCUACCGGGGUUAGUGGGGAUAAGUCCGCUGGGGGCGCAGGUACUCCUGGAUUCUCCUUCAAGAAACAAUCAACUUUUCCGUCUUUAAGCUUAAAACCAAAAGCUGCAUGUGUCAACUGUCGUACCUCUGCCCCCCGAGGAACAUUCGCGGCCUGCAACUUCUGUGAGCAGGUGAAGUGUUCCUCUUGCAGCACCAGGUGCACCCAGUGCGGCGGGGACUUCUGUCAGCUCUGCUCGGUGCUCAAUUACGACGAGGCAGUGGAACGACCCUUCUGUCUCAACUGUUCCUGAGAAGACUGUUGGCAGUCAUCCUGCUUCACGACACCAGUGCUCUCCCCUUCAAGUGAUGUCAGUUCUAUCUCCCGCAUGACACAAUCCUGGAGGUCGUCCUGAGCCUUGUCCUCUGAGUUCAACCAGCCGGACCACGCCACUUGGACCAAGUGAUAACAAAUGAAAUCAGCCAUGUUAGAUUGGACAUGAACUCUCCCCAAGGUUUAUUGUGGGAACACAAAAUGGGUCCAUAGUGUAGUAUCUUACCAAGUGGUCAUUUUCACAAGAGUUGUUCAGACACGUACAUUGUUUUAGUGCUAUAAUGUUGAAGUAAGACAAGUUCUAUGGAUGAACAACUUCUUUAUUACAAUUGGUGCGACAUUUCGGUGUAGAUCCUAACGCCUUUACCAAGCAAGUGAUGGAUAGUGCUAAACAACAUAAGUAUAUAUAAUUACUAACAUCAAAGUUUAUACAGUAAAUUGAUUGAUGGACACAGAGAGCUGAUUAAGAUAAUUGGAAGCCAGUGGAUGACUAAUGGACACAGAGUCAGCAAGCAGACUGAUAGAGAUGCUUGAUAAAGGUGUUAGGAUCUACACUGAAACAUCGCAUGCUUGAUAAAGGUGUUAGGAUCUACACUGAAACAUCGCAUGCUUGAUAAAGGUGUUAGGAUCUACACCGAAACAUC